AGCAAAAUGGAUGACUUCCGCUCCAUCUUCCUGCUGUCUUUGGCCAUGCUGGUCGCCUGCUAUGUGGCAGGAAUUAUCCCCUUGGCAGUUAAUUUUUCCGAGGAGAAAUUAAAGUUGGUGACUGUUCUGGGUGCUGGGCUGCUGUGUGGAACUGCUUUAGCUGUCAUUGUGCCAGAAGGAGUACAUGCACUUUAUGAAGACGUUCUGGAGGGGAAGCAUCACCCAGCAAACGAGAUGCAGCAUGUGAUAGAGUCUGAGAAGGUAGCGGAAAUGCCGGUUGUAUCCCAGUAUGGCCAUGACCAUUCCAGGCUGCAUGCCUUCAUUGGUGUAUCCCUUGUCAUUGGCUUUGUCUUCAUGCUGUUGGUGGAUCAGAUAGGCAGCUCUCAUGUGCAUUCUACAGAUGAUCCAGAAGCUGCAAGAUCAGGCAACUCCAAAAUCACCACAACACUGGGACUAGUAGUCCACGCUGCAGCUGAUGGUGUUGCAUUGGGUGCAGCAGCUUCUACUUCUCAGACUAGUGUCCAGUUGAUAGUGUUUGUUGCAAUUAUGUUGCACAAGGCACCAGCUGCCUUUGGCCUGGUUUCUUUCCUGAUGCACGCUGGGCUGGAACGGAAUCGAAUUAGAAAACACUUGCUGGUGUUUGCAUUAGCAGCACCUGUUAUGUCGAUGGUGACAUACUUAGGGCUAAGCAAGAGCAGCAAAGAAGCCCUUUCAGAAGUCAAUGCCACUGGAGUUGCUAUGCUCUUUUCUGCUGGGACUUUUCUUUAUGUUGCCACAGUUCAUGUCCUCCCAGAAGUGGGAGGAAUUGCUCAUAGCCACAGACCUGAAUCAACUGGAGGGAAAGGACUCAGUCGUCUGGAGGUGGCAGCCCUAGUAGUAGGAUGCCUUAUUCCUCUAGUUUUGUCCAUUGGACACCAUCACUGA
This is a messenger RNA of Indicator indicator, 924 nucleotides long. RefSeq names its product solute carrier family 39 member 9 (gene SLC39A9). The transcript has 7 exons. Gene Ontology annotation, cellular component: membrane. Bases 7 to 924 code for a protein of 305 amino acids. Gene Ontology annotation, biological process: transmembrane transport; zinc ion transport. Gene Ontology annotation, molecular function: metal ion transmembrane transporter activity. The record is from RefSeq and is a predicted model, not a curated record. NCBI's taxonomy places the organism in Eukaryota, Metazoa, Chordata, Aves, Piciformes, Indicatoridae.